CUCCUCUCCAGCAUGCAGUUCCUCCAACUCCUACCCAAGGCCAGCCAGACCAUCCUUAUCCUGCUGGUCUGCAUCCAGCUUGGAAUCAACAAUGCUGAGGACACUGACCGAGAGGUGAUGAUAAUUGACAUGGACAUGCCCUCAAUAGUCCAUGCAAAUGAAGAACUGUCCCUUACGGUUAGAGUGAGCACGGAGCUGAGAGAAUGCAUGGUGAUUCGGGCUUACCUAAUAGGCUCUCGUCCAAUGGACACUUCUUUCAACCAUCGAUUCACCGCCUGUCUCUGUGAGGAUUACCCAAGAACCUUCUUUUGGGAUUUUGCCGCCAACCGCACCAUGAAAAUCGCUGCUGUCGUUGAUGUUGUUGGUGAACUUAACAUCUGCCCUGAGAAUAUGGCAGUUGUGCCCAUUUCAGAUGACCGUUUUUACAGUGUGAAAGACCUAUAUGUAUAUUAAUAGUGGGAGCACUAGUCUCC
Messenger RNA from Sorex araneus (European shrew), 473 nucleotides. RefSeq names its product prolactin-inducible protein homolog. The record is from RefSeq and is a predicted model, not a curated record. Gene Ontology annotation, cellular component: extracellular region. The transcript is spliced from 4 exons. Gene Ontology annotation, biological process: regulation of immune system process; proteolysis. NCBI's taxonomy places the organism in Eukaryota, Metazoa, Chordata, Mammalia, Eulipotyphla, Soricidae. Gene Ontology annotation, molecular function: aspartic-type endopeptidase activity. Bases 13 to 453 code for a protein of 146 amino acids.